AUGGGCGACACGUUAGGCGCCAUCGUGGAAUACCUAGAGCGCAACAACCUCCACAAGGCCGCGGAGGCGCUGCGACUCGAAAUGUCGCAGAAGCAGGCGUCGCAGAAACGUCCUUCGCAGAAGUUUCCUUCUCACAAGUUUCAGCAGUCAUCUCCUCCCGCCGCCUCCUCCGCCUCCGCCGCCGCCGCCUCCUCCCGCCCUCCGCCGGACCCGUCGGAUAUGGACGUUAAUCUCUUCCUCUGGAUGAAGCAGGACCAAAUGUUUAAUGGCGGCUCCGGGUUUUCCGGGGCAGGAGGCGGCGCCAGCAGCGGAGGCGGGACCGGCGGGGGAAUCAGCGGCGGAAACGGCGGCGGGUUUGCGGGAUUCGCGGGAUUCAACGCGAUCGCGCGCAGCAACACGGCGCCGUCACAGUUUUUGGAGCACGCCGGCCUGCCGUGGUCGCCGGCGCACUCUCCCCCCAUGGCGCAAUCCCCCUCCGCCACUCCCCCCUUGUCCCAAUCCCCCUCCGCCACUCCCCCCACGCAAUCCCCCUCCGCCACUCCGCCGGGCCGCUCUCCGCGUCAGCCGCCGCAAAUCCUCUCUUCUCUCUCUUCCUCGGGAGCACCUCCUCCUAAGAGCGAGCAUCCGUUUUCCGCGGCGUAUUUCCCGAGAUCCCCGUCCCUGCCGUCCCCCACCUCCCUGCCGUCCCCCCGGUCCCUGGACGUGGUUCACGAGGAGGACGCGUCACUGCUCGCCGCCGCUCUUGCGGAACCAAAUAGGCCAGGUUCGGCAGCAGGCUCGUCGGCAUUAAGUUCGGUAGCAUCAGGCUCGGCAGCGGCAGGUUCGGCAGUGGCAGGUUUGGCGUCAUCAGCGCCGUCGGAUCGGAAUUUCAGUGUGACGGGAGGGCAGGAAGCAGAGAUCUGCAAUCUCGUUCCUCUCGUUCCUCUCCUCGUUGCAGACCCUAUUCUUGGCUUAACCGAAUCCCCUACUAAAGCUGCUCCGGUACUGGAUAUAGCACCUUCCCCUCCUAACGCCCCCCCAGUCGCGUCCGCGUUAGACAGCGGUUUUCCCCGUUUGAAGCCGAUUCGCCUCAGUGCAGAGAGCCGCGACGGGGUGAACCUGGUCGCGUCGCUGGACUUUGGGAUUGGCUCCCUGCGGGAGAGCAGAGGGGGCGGGGAGAGGGACGGCGGGGGAAGUGACUGGGGCGCAGGGGGAAGCGCGAAGGACAGCGGGGGCAGUGCAAGAGGGAGCGCGGGAAACGAGUUCGAAGGUGUGGGGGGGUUGGGAGAGGUGGGUGUGGGUGCAGAGGUGCUUGAGUUUGCCGCGGUACCUGAUGUGGGGGGGAUGGGGGAAGCGCAAGCAUUGGCACAAGUGGUCACAACACCGCAGCAGCAGGGGCAGUUAGGGGCGGGGCAGCAGGGGGCGGCGCACCACGAGCGGCAGGCAUCAGGGGAGCGCAGCCCCGUGGGGUCCUCUGCACCCUCCUCGCCCCUCCCUACCAUCACAAUCGCCCCCGUGGUCGCACCACCACAGCAGCAGGGGCAGCAGACCGGGCAGCAGGGAGCAGGGCACCAUCAGCGGCAGGCAUCAGGGGAGCGCAGCCCCGUGGGGUCCUCUGCACCCUCCUCCGCGCCCUCCUCGCCCCUCCCUACAAUCACAAUCGGCCCCGUCGUCGUGGGCUCACAGGUGCUGUCAGAGAAAUUCGGUAUAAGGCACCCGCAUGGUGCCGGCGCGUUAGCAGGAGGGGGCGGGUCAGGGAACGUGGCUAGAACGCUUGAGUCGAUCAGACACUCCCCUCGGGGGGCGUUGGCAGGAGGGGGCGGGUCAGGGAACGUGGCGGGGACGCUUGAGUUGACUAGGCAUUCCCCUCGGGGAGCGUUGGCAGGAGCAGGGGGGUCAGGGAAUGUAUUGGGGGGCUUUUCUCAGGAGCUGACCCGAAGCUCUCCUCUUGAGCUGACUCGAAAAUCGCCCAGGGGAGGGUUGGGAGGAAGCGGAGGGUCCGGGCCUGUGCUGUCUCGUUCGGGGACGGCGGACGGGUCAGCGUCGGUGGUAACCAGGUCCACGUCAGCAGCUGCUGAGUCAGACGCGGGGGAGCGCGGGCCGGGGGUGGAUUAUAGCGAGAUGCUGCUGUUAGAGGGUAGUGGGUCGGACUCUGACGCGUAUGAGGAGGAGGAGGACGUGGGGUAUGUGAGGAGACUAGUGGAGGACGAGGAGAGGUUCUUAUUGUAUGAGUUAGACUCGGAGACAGAUGACGAGAAGGGGAGCAGUAGUAAGGUUGCAGUGGGUAAGGGUGAAGGGGCGAGUGCAUUAAAGGAUGAGAAGGGGAGCAGCAGCAGCAAGGAAUUGGUGGGUAAGAGUGCGGGAGAGGGGAGUGCUGUGGAUGGUGGGAAGGAAAGCAGCAGCAAGGUAUCAGCGGGUAAGAGUGCGGGAGAGGGCAGUGCAUUGGAUAAAGACCUGUCGGUUCGUGAGGCAAUGGAGGGGAGCAGCCGCGGCAAGGCAGAAAACGAGGUGAAAAUGACUUCUGAAGCGGUGCAGAAGGGUAGUGGGGUUGGGGAGGGGGCGGAAUCAGGGAGCGGGGCAGCAGGCGUUGCAGGGGGGGUAGUGGGUGUUGAAGGGGGGGAGAAAGAGCGAGGUAGUGAGGGGGAGAAGGUGAACGAUGGGGCAGAAGCGAUGGAGGAAGGAAGUGCUGUGGAUCUCAUUCGGAAUUUGAUUGGUACGAGGACCAGUGGUGCUGGUGGCCUGGAUGGGCUGACUUUUGAGUCGACUCAAAAGUCAGAGGUGGUGGAGGGAGGAAGUGGUGUUGAUCUCAUUGUGGAUCUGAUUGAUACGAGGACCAGUGAAGCGGGUAGCCUGGAUGGUGGUGGGCUGGAUGGUGGUGCCUCUUUUGAGGCGCCUCAAAAGUCGGAGGAAGGAGGAAGUGCUGUGGAUCUAAUUGUGGAUUUGAUUGAUACGAAGACCAGUGGCGCUGGUGGCGUGGAUGGUGGUGCCUCUUUUGAGGCGCCUCAAAAGUCGAUGGAGGGAGGAAGUGCUGUGGAUUUGAUUGAUACGAGGACCAGUGAUGCUGGUGGCGUGGAAGGUGGUGGUGCCUCUAAGAGUGCUGAUAGGAAGGGUGGCAGGGGUGUGCUGUUACAGAAUGUGAUUGUGGGAGGCGGGGCGAGGGGGAGUGGGGGCGGGGCAGGGGGGGGUGCAGCGGAGGGGCGGAGGGGUGACGAGCAAGGCGGGGAGGGUGAGGAAAGUGGUUUCGGGGAGGAUUUUGGAGGUUUUGGGGGGGGCGGAGACAGGGGAGGGAGGGAUGAGGGAGGCGGGUUUGGGCACGAUGGGGAGGGGGGGGGCUUUUCGUUCCACUCGUCCUCGAGUAAUGAGGGGCUUUCGCGGGGUAACUCCGGGUGGUCGGGGCUGGGGGAGGGGUUAACCCCCCCGUCUCUGGGCAGCAGCGGAGCAGCAGGCAUGGGGGAGCAGGAGCUAGAGCACGAGCUAGAGAGAAUGGGGAGCGUGGCGGAUAGCACUCUCGAGGUUUGGAAGAAGCAGGCCAGUGGGACCUUCCCGAAGCUUGCCCAGACUGCUUCGGGGAACUGGGAUUUUGCGGAAAAGGGGAGUGUGGGGGGUGGGGGAGGAGGGGAGGGGAGGAGUGGGGCGGGGAGUGAGGGGGGGAGUGCGCGGAAUAGUGUGGUUGGGGAUAGGCGGUCGAGGCUUUCGGUUGAGUCGGUUGAAGUGGGGGAGUUGGGGGAGGUGGGAGGGGUGGGGGGAAUGGGGGGGGGAGAGGUGGGAGGGGGAGAGGAAGAGAAGAAGCAGGAUGAAGCGAGUGGAGGAGAAGCAGGGAGAGGAAAGGCUGUGGGGAAGGAAGGAGGAGACGGGGCAGGGGGUGCUGAGAAGAGGGCAAAGAGUGGGGAGCAGGCAGCAGCAGUAGUGGAUAAAGAGGAGGGGAAGGGGAAGGAGGAAGGGAAAGCAAAAGAGGAGGAGGAGUUUGAGACGUUCAAUUUGAGAGUCAUCCAUAGAAAGAACAGGACCGGGUUGGAGGAGGACAAGGACUUUCCAGUGGUGCUCAACUCAGUGAUAGCGGGGCGAUACUACGUGACAGAGUACCUCGGAGCAGCAGCGUUUAGCAAGGCCAUUCAGGCUCACGACCUGCACACGGGCAUGGACGUUUGCAUGAAGAUCAUAAAGAACAACAAAGACUUCUUUGAUCAAAGCCUGGACGAGAUUAAGUUGUUGAAGUUUAUUAACCAGCAUGAUCCCGCGGACGAGCACUGCCUGCUGCGGAUGUAUGAUUACUUCUACCACCGGGAGCAUCUGUUGAUAAUAUGUGAGCUGCUACGAGCCAACCUGUACGAGUUCCACAAGUACAACCGGGAGUCGGGAGGCGAGGUUUAUUUCACCAUGCCGCGCAUCCAGUCCAUAGCCAAGCAAAUCCUGAAGGCCCUGCGCUUCAUGCACUCGCUGGGGCUCAUACACUGCGACCUCAAGCCCGAGAACAUCCUCAUUAAGAGCUACUCGCGCUGCCUCGUUAAAGUGAUCGACAUCGGCAGCAGCUGCUUCACAUGGGACGCGCUGUGCUCCUACGUGCAGUCGCGCUCGUACCGAGCACCGGAGGUCAUUCUGGGGCUGCCCUACGGGCCCAAGAUUGACGUGUGGUCGCUUGGAUGUAUUCUCGCUGAGCUCUGCUCUGGACAGGUGCUGUUUCAAAACGACUCCCUGGCAACGCUGCUGGCGCGGGUGGUGGGCAUCAUAGGCCCCAUCGACCCCUCCCUCCUGCGCAGAGCCAAGGACGCCCACAAGUAUUUCACACGGCACCGCGUGCUAUAUGAGCGCAACCCGGAGACGGACGCACUGGAGUAUCUGAUUCCCAAGAGGACCUCUCUCAAGCACCGGCUGCCCAUGGGAGAUGAGGGCUUCCUUGAGUUCGUGGCGUCCCUGCUACAGGUGGACCCUGAUAAAAGACCAACAGCUGAUGAAGCUCUUCUACACCCAUGGAUGUCACAUGAGUACGAUCCCAUCACAUGA
Molecule: messenger RNA, 4980 nt
Organism: Closterium sp. Naga37s-1
Lineage: Eukaryota; Viridiplantae; Streptophyta; Zygnematophyceae; Desmidiales; Closteriaceae
Source: the annotation of a GenBank genome assembly